AUGGGGAAAGGAGGGAUUGGGGGACGCAAGGCAGGAUGGAAAAGGGGAGGAGAAAAUGAGAGAAAGGGGUGGAUGAGGGGGGCGGAGGGGGGGAGGGUGCCCAGUUUCCAUCCCUCACCACAGGAAAUCUGUGUGCAGUUUAAAUGCAAGUCAGAGUCUCUUUAUGCAGGCGGCUUGUGUGUAAGUGUGUGGAAAGCAUACAGCAGCAUGGUCAGCCGAGUGGAGCAUCCCGCUGGAGGCUACAGGAAGAUCUUUGAGACAGUGGAGGAGCUGGAUGAGCCGAUGCCUGCGAGCAUCACUGGUGUUAUACCGUCAUGGCUGGGCGGCAGUCUUCUCAGGAUGGGUCCAGGUCUUUUCGAGGUGGGGGGUGAACCUUUGUACCACCUGUUUGAUGGACAGGCACUCAUGCACAAGUUUGAUCUUAAGGGCGGUCAGGUGACUUACUACAGGAAGUUUAUCAGGACUGAUGCAUACGUUCGUGCCAUGACAGAGAACAGAGUGGUCAUCACUGAGUUUGGAACAGCAGCCUACCCAGACCCCUGCAAAAACAUCUUCUCCAGAUUCUUCACUUACUUCAGAGGCAUUGAGGUGACUGAUAACUGCCUAGUGAACAUCUAUCCAAUCGGUGAAGACUUCUACGCUGUCACAGAGACCAAUUACAUCACUAAGGUUGAUCCUGAUUCGCUGGAGACUUUGAAGAAGGUGGACCUGUGUAAGUACCUCUCAGUGAAUGGGGUGACUGCUCACCCCCACACUGACGCAGAUGGUACAGUCUAUAACAUCGGGAACUGCUUUGGCAAAAACAUGAGUCUGGCUUAUAAUAUCGUAAAGAUCCCACCUGCUCAGAGAGACAAAUCAGAUCCCAUAGAGAAAUCACAGGUUGUGGUUCAGCUACCCAGCAGCGAGAGGUUAAAGCCCUCCUACGUACACAGUUUCGGUAUGACAGACAACUACUUUGUGUUUGUGGAGCAGCCAGUGAAGAUAAACCUGCUCAAGUUCCUGUCGGCUUGGAGCGUCAGAGGAGCCACAUACAUGGACUGCUUUGAAUCCAACGACAGUAUGGGGACGUUGUUCCACCUGGCCAGUAAGGACUCAGCGGGUUAUCUGAGUAGCCACAAGUUCCGAACAUCGGCUUUCAACAUCUUUCACCAUAUUAAUGCCUACGAGGAGCAGGGAUUCAUCGUCGUCGACCUGUGCACGUGGAAAGGUCAUGACUUUGUGUACAACUACCUGUACCUGGCCAACCUGAAGGAGGAGUGGGAGGAGGUGAAGAAAGCCGCGAUGAGAGCUCCUCAGCCCGAGGUCAGACGAUACGUUCUGCCGCUGGAUAUACACAGAGAAGAGCAAGGAAAGAAUCUGGUAUCCCUGCCGUACACCACAGCAACUGCUGUUCUUCAUAGCGAUGGCACCAUCUGGCUGGAACCUGAAGUCCUCUUUUCUGGACCAAGACAAGCCUUUGAGUUUCCACAGAUUAACUACCCUCUGUGCUCUGGGAAGAAGUAUUCUUUCACCUACGGCCUGGGGCUCAACCACUUCAUCCCUGACAGGAUCGUCAAGCUGAACGUACAGACCAAAGAGACCUGGGUGUGGCAGGAGGAAGAGAGUUACCCCUCAGAGCCACUGUUUGUACCAACACCUGGAGCUACAGAGGAGGACGACGGCGUGCUGCUGAGUAUCGUGGUGAAGCCGGGUGCAGAGCGACCGGGUUUCCUGCUGGUGCUGGAUGCCCGGAAACUGACAGAGCUGGCCAGGGCAGAGGUCGACACCGUCAUCCCUGUGACCCUCCACGGCAUGUACAAACCAUGACCCGGACCUUCAUCCUAACCCAGCCAAGACACAUCAGAAAAUAGACCACGUUCACUCUCCUGCCAGCCAACCAGACCCUUCUAUCAGAAAUGCACUGCAAAUAUUUUUUUUCUUUCCACCGAGCUCCAUCACAUCCCUAACAGUGACCACAAACUCACCAAAAGUCACUUUACUAAGACAAAUUUAGUGAGUUGCAUGAAAAUGAUUUACAUUGAAUGGCAUGGUUUAUGUGGGAGCCAAAAGCUUCAGAUAUGUACAAGUAACUCAUUACUUCUCAGAAGUAGUUUAGAUGCCUCGCUGUGACUCUUAAUUAGCAAUUUAUCAGGUUAAUGCAAUCUUUUGAAAUUUGAUUCGAAUUUAAGCAUGAUU
Chelmon rostratus (copperband butterflyfish) is the source of this 2175-nucleotide messenger RNA. Its product is annotated as retinal Mueller cells isomerohydrolase-like. Bases 1 to 1806 code for a protein of 601 amino acids. Lineage: Eukaryota; Metazoa; Chordata; Actinopteri; Chaetodontiformes; Chaetodontidae. Gene Ontology annotation, biological process: retinal metabolic process; zeaxanthin biosynthetic process. Gene Ontology annotation, molecular function: retinol isomerase activity; all-trans-retinyl-ester hydrolase, 11-cis retinol forming activity; beta-carotene 15,15'-dioxygenase activity. The record is from RefSeq and is a predicted model, not a curated record. The transcript is spliced from 14 exons.